AAUAUAAGAAAUCGUAUUCAGCGAAAGUAAGUAAUUGCUUCGGAUGUGCUGUUGCCUGGUAGAUCGCAGUGCACCCUGAUCAGUGGUCUACGUGCGAAAGGACGGUAAAUUUGAAGUACCAUAUAAAAACAACAGUCUAAAUUUCUUCGGUCAGUAAUCUUCUUGGAACAAUGAAGAAUUCGCAUGCGCUAGUCUUCUGUCUCUUUGUUGUAGCCGUUCGCGGCUUUCCAAGCAUUCCCGAGAAAAAUGUCGCAGAAGCAAGACUAGCCGUUGAAGACGACGAUAGGAACCUGGUAGAUCUGGACCUGAAUUUUAGAGAUAUUGAAAGUAUUCGUGAGACUCAAAAGGAUCUCGCUAAUAAAGUCAAAUUUUACCUACACACAUUAAAAAAUCCUAAAAACACUCAACAAUUAUGGCUGAAUGACCCCAAGACUCUUUCUCAGAGUAACUUUAAUCCGUCGAAGCCUACCAGAAUUGUGACCCACGGAUGGAUGAAUUCAGCCAAGAGCGAUGCCUGCCGUCUGGUUCGUGAAGCCUAUCUUAAACAUGGCGAAUACAACGUAAUCAUCGUGGACUGGAGUAGGAUCUCGAAAUUGCCGUACGUCUACGCCAGCAAUAGGGUUAAGAUAGUUGGGCAAUACGUAGGAAAGAUGAUCGACUUCCUGGCAUCACGCGGAAUGAAUACAAUCAACACUCUUGUAGUAGGACAUUCAUUAGGAGCACAUGUUGCUGGUAUAGCAGCACGUAACGCUAAAAGCACAGUGGGCUACGUAGUAGCAUUGGAUCCUGCGCUGCCCCUUUUCUCCUCUGCUAAACCUGGCGAUCGUGUCGCAAAGGGCGAUGCUAAAUUCGUUCAAGUAAUUCAUACCAAUGCUGGUGCACUUGGUUACUCAGACCCCAUUGGCGAUGUUGAUUUUUAUCCAAAUGGUGGACGCAAGCAAGCUGGAUGUGUUGUUGAAUGGAUUGCCACCUCCCACUCCAGGUCUUACAGGUUCUUCGCGGAGUCUAUCAACAGCAAAACAGGAUUCGUUGCAACCCAAUGUGAAAGCUACUCAAAAUUCACUUCUGGUGGUUGCCGAGGUAACAAGAAAGAGAUGAUGGGUGGGCCGAAGCCGACCACGACAGCAACAAGAAGCUUCUAUCUUGAUACGAACGGAUCCGCUCCUUAUGCCAAGGGAGGCUAAACUGCCUAAUUAUGAUGAACCGAUAUUCUGAUAAAACAAAUGACUACACGUAAACGACUGAUCCAAUGAUUUUCGAUACCAAUUGUUAUUUGUUAUCAUAAAUAUAAUACGUUAUCGAUUA
Messenger RNA from Cephus cinctus (wheat stem sawfly), 1305 nucleotides. Its product is annotated as pancreatic triacylglycerol lipase. Gene Ontology annotation, biological process: lipid metabolic process. Gene Ontology annotation, molecular function: triacylglycerol lipase activity. The coding region runs from base 171 to 1184 and encodes 337 amino acids. The record is from RefSeq and is a predicted model, not a curated record. NCBI's taxonomy places the organism in Eukaryota, Metazoa, Arthropoda, Insecta, Hymenoptera, Cephidae. The transcript has 4 exons.